Cicer arietinum (chickpea) is the source of this 1848-nucleotide messenger RNA. RefSeq names its product UNC93-like protein 3. The record is from RefSeq and is a predicted model, not a curated record. Lineage: Eukaryota; Viridiplantae; Streptophyta; Magnoliopsida; Fabales; Fabaceae. Gene Ontology annotation, biological process: potassium ion homeostasis.
GAGAAACUUACGAAAACAAAGGCUUUGAAAAAUGAGAGUCAACGAGCGAGGCUAACAUAAAGUUACCACUCAUUCAAAGAUUCGGAAUCUUUACUUACCACGAUAGGAGUAUCUCUUUUGUUUCGUCUAUUUCCAUCUUUUCUAUUCGUCCUGUAGUGUAAUGUGCCGGCGAUUCUUCUUUUCGUACGUUAACGUCGUCACGCAAUUCAAAGUUGUUAGAUUUUUAUAUGUGUCUAAAUAAUAAGUAUCCUUAAACUGGAUCCAGAGCUUGAUUUAAUGGCUUCUGUGAUUAUUCAUCGCGACGAAGACACGCCAUUAGUUGCCGCCGAUAAUGAAUCGCUACUUCAAUUUCAACCGCCUAAAAGCCACACCAGAGAUGUUCAUGUAUUGAGUAUAGCGUUUUUAUUGAUCUUUCUAGCUUAUGGAGCUGCUCAAAAUUUACAGAGCACUCUCAACACUGAGGAGGACUUGGGGACGACUUCACUUGGGAUACUAUAUUUGUCUUUUACAUUUUUCUCUGUGUUUGCUUCUUUGGUGGUGCGGAUUCUCGGUUCCAAGAAUGCUUUGAUUAUCGGUACAUCUGGUUAUUGGUUAUAUGUGGCUGCAAAUUUGAAGCCGAAUUGGUAUACAUUGGUUCCAGCCUCUUUGUAUCUUGGGUUUUGUGCUUCUAUAAUAUGGGUUGGACAGGGAACAUAUCUAACUUCCACUGCACGCAGUCAUGCUACAGAUAACAAUCUCCACGAAGGUGCAGUAAUUGGUGACUUCAACGGGGAAUUCUGGGCUGUGUAUGCACUCCAUCAGUUUAUUGGAAAUCUUAUUACAUUUGCUCUACUCAGUGAUGGGCAGGAGGGAAGUACCAAUGGCACAACUUUAUUGUUUGUUGUGUUCCUUUUCGUUAUGACCUUUGGUGCAAUAUUAAUGUGCUUUCUGCAUAAACGGAGUGGUAAUAGUAAGGCAGGAUACAAGGAUUCAGAAGCUGAUGCCGGUGAAUCCACGUCCCUUAAGUCUCUAUUUAGAUCACUCACGAGUGCAUUGUCUGAUGUGAAGAUGUUGUUGAUCAUACCUCUUAUAGCAUAUUCAGGUCUACAACAAGCAUUUGUAUGGGCGGAAUUUACCAAGUAUAUUGUAACCCCUGCAAUUGGUGUUUCUGGUGUUGGUAUUGCAAUGGCAGCAUAUGGGGCUUUUGAUGGAAUCUGUUCUUUGGCUGCUGGUCGUCUCACCUCUGGUCUCAAGUCCAUUACAUCAAUAGUUUCUGUUGGAGCUUUUGCUCAGGCGGUUGUUCUAAUCUUGCUUCUGCUAGAUUUCAGCAUAUCUAGCGGAUUUCUCAGUACGUUAUAUAUACUCUUUUUGGCUGCUUUGUUGGGCAUAGGUGAUGGUGUUCUAAUGACACAGCUCAAUGCUUUGCUAGGAAUGCUAUUUAAGCAAGACACGGAAGGGGCUUUUGCGCAGCUAAAGAUAUGGCAAAGCGCUACAAUUGCUAUCGUGUUCUUUUUGGCCCCACAUAUUUCGUUCCAAUCAGUUGUCGUGACCAUGUUGGUUUUUCUAUGCUUAUCAUUCUGCAGUUUUCUUUGGUUGGCUCUCAAGGUGGGGAGGGGAUCAUCACCCUCCACCAGUGAGUGAAUUUAAUGUGGCUGCAACUGCAAGCAUAACCGAAUUUCCUAUAUGCUCCUUUGUAUUGCCUGGAACACUUCCAAUACGACCUUCGCCUCUGUUUUAUGCUCACAUUUCCUCCACUUGAAUGAAAUGUAUAUUUUGUGACGGUUAUUAUUUAUUAGCUCAAGUGGCUAUUGAUUAUUUACUGAAAAAUAUUCUUGAUGAAUUAGUAAGAUAUUCACAGUCGAAAUUCUC